UCGGUAGGCGGCCAGCUGGUGGCGAUAGCUGAGGAAUCUACUUAAAGCGGACUAGGAAACACACAAUAGCGACACACACGCGUGGGGAGAGUUAAGGAGAGCAGACUUCUCUUAUCUGGGUGACUUUCCCGUAAGUCACGGACCGGACACUACUAUGAUGGCAGUCCUGGGUAGCGCCGGUCGCUUGAUUCAAUUUGCCAGGAGCAGCGUGACUCUAAGCGUGAGGAGACGAUCCGCUGCUGCCGCUUUGGCCCAGACUGUCACCCCAGAGACUCAGGACACCAGGAAACCGAAGACGGGCAUCCUGAUGCUAAACAUGGGAGGACCUGAAAAAUUGGAAGACGUACAUGACUUCCUGCUGAGGCUCUUCAUGGACACUGACCUGAUGAAACUCCCAGUACAGAAUAAGCUGGGUCCGUUCAUCGCCAAGCGCCGCACGCCAAAGAUCCAGGAGCAGUACAGUAAGAUCGGAGGCGGCUCGCCCAUCAAACACUGGACCUCCAUGCAGGGCGAGGGCAUGGUGAAGCUGCUGGAUGAGAUGAGCCCCGAGACAGCUCCUCACAAGUUCUACAUCGGUUUCCGGUACGUUAACCCACUGACUGAGGACGCCAUUGAGGAGAUGGAGAAAGACGGAGUGGACCGAGCUGUGGCCUUUACACAGUACCCUCAGUACAGCUGCUCCACCACAGGCAGCAGUCUAAACGCCAUCUACCGUUACUAUAGAAACAGAGGUGACCGGCCCAAAAUGCGCUGGAGUGUCAUUGACCGUUGGCCCACACACCCUCUGCUGGUGGAGUGUUUCGCAGAACAUAUUAGUAACGAGCUGCUGAAGUUUCCAGAGGAGAAGAGAGAUGACGUGGUCAUUCUCUUCUCGGCACAUUCCCUUCCUAUGGCUGUUGUAAACAGAGGUGACCCAUAUCCUCAGGAAGUAGGAGCCACAGUUCAGAGAGUUAUGGAGAGGCUAGGACACUGUAACCCUUACAGACUGGUGUGGCAGUCCAGGGUGGGCCCCAUGGCGUGGCUCGGGCCCCAGACGGACGAGGUCAUCAAAGGUCUUUGUGAAAGGGGGAAGAAGAACCUCCUGCUCGUGCCAAUCGCCUUCACCUCCGAUCACAUCGAGACUUUACACGAGCUGGACAUCGAGUACGGACAGGUGCUGGGAGAGGAGUGUGGUGCAGAAAACCUCAGGAGAGCAGAGUCGUUGAAUGGAAACCCACUUUUUAUGAAGGCUCUGGCUCAACUGGUCCAGGCUCACCUGCGCUCCAACGAGCCGUGCUCUCGUCAGCUGACCCUGCGCUGCCCGCUCUGCACCAACCCCACCUGUGGAGAGACCAAGGCCUUUUUCGCCAACCAGAAACUAACCUAGUAACACACACACACACACACACACACACACACACACACACACACACGCAUCAGGGCUGAGUAGACAAACAGAAGACUGUCUGACAUAAGUAGAAUGAAUGAGUGAAUGGUUGGAGGCAGGUGGUCCAUCCUGACAUCUUAGUUCUUGACACAUUUUUUUUAAGGAAAACACACGAAAAAGGAAAACAAUCUUGGAGGUCAUAAGUUUGUCUUUUGUUUACAAACACACACUAAAUACACAGUUUAUCGCCAAUUUUUUCCUGGACUGAUCAAAGUGUGUCGAUAGAGUCAAAAUAUGCUAAUCAUCACUAACAUAAAUGCAAAUAAGUGGUUGAAGUCAUCUGAUGAAGAUGGUAGGAACAUUUUUAGCCAUUUUUUGUCAUUCGUCAUCUGUUUGUUGAUUAUUGGGGCAAUCAAAAGUUUGGACACACCUUCUCAUUCAAUGUGUUUUCUUUAUUUUCAUGACUAUUUACAUUGUAGAUUGUCACUGAUGGCAUCAAAACUAUGAAUGAACACAUGUGGAUUUAUGUACUUAACAAAAAUAAAAGGUGAAAUAACUGAAAACAUGUUUUAUAUUCUAGUUUCUUCAAUAUAGCCGCCCUGUGCUCCGAUUAUGCUCAAGAGGUAGUCACCUGUGAUUGGUUUUCAUUUCACAGCUGUGCUUGAAGCUCAUCCAGAGAAUGCCAAGAGUGUGCAAAGCAGUAAUCGGAGCAAAGGGUGGCUAUUUUGAAGAAACUAGAAUAUAAAACGUGGAGUUAUGUACUUAACAAAAUAAAAGGUGAAAUAACCGAAAACAUGUUUUUAUAUUCUAGUUUUUUCAAAAUAGCCACCCUUUGCUCGGAUUAGUGCUCAAGAGGUAGUCACCUGAGAUGGUUUUCAUUUCACAGGUGUGCUUGAAGCUCAUCCAGAGAAUGCCAAGAGUGUGCGAAGCAGUAAUCGGAGCAAUGGGUGCCUAUUUUGAAGGAACUAGAUUUUUUUUUUUUGUUAAGUACAUAACUCCACAUGUGUUCAUUCAUAGUUUUGGUGCCUUCAGUGACAAUCUACAAUGUAAAUAGUCAUGAGAACACAUUGAAUGAUGUGUGUCCAAACUUUUGACCUGUAUUGUAUGUGCUUAAGAGCAUUUACUGAAUUCUAAAUGCAAAAUUAAGCACAUUCUGUCUGCUUGGAACCUUUAACCGGCCUUGCUACUUCUUCACGGGUUAAUGGGGUGAAUAAAUAGAAGUCAUGUUUCAGGUGGUGGGACUGCCACGGCCCUUAAGCAAGCUCCUGACCAACCCUGAAGGAGAAAAAUGCUGCAAAAGAAGUGAAAGCCCCCUUUUUAAAAAAGACUGGGGUAAAAUAAUAAAAAAAAGUAACAAG
Messenger RNA from Entelurus aequoreus (snake pipefish), 2724 nucleotides. RefSeq names its product ferrochelatase (gene fech). The record is from RefSeq and is a predicted model, not a curated record. Gene Ontology annotation, molecular function: protoporphyrin ferrochelatase activity. The transcript is spliced from 11 exons. Gene Ontology annotation, biological process: heme biosynthetic process. Bases 155 to 1366 code for a protein of 403 amino acids. Lineage: Eukaryota; Metazoa; Chordata; Actinopteri; Syngnathiformes; Syngnathidae.